Messenger RNA from Capsella rubella, 609 nucleotides. Its product is annotated as transcription factor bHLH146. The record is from RefSeq and is a predicted model, not a curated record. Gene Ontology annotation, biological process: regulation of DNA-templated transcription. Bases 30 to 509 code for a protein of 159 amino acids. NCBI's taxonomy places the organism in Eukaryota, Viridiplantae, Streptophyta, Magnoliopsida, Brassicales, Brassicaceae. The transcript has a single exon.
UUUCCUUUGCAGCAAAAAUAAUUUCUCUUAUGGAGAGGCAAAUCAUAAACAAGAAAAAGCGAGUAUUUUCUCUUGAACCAAACAAGGACCCUAGUGCAGUUUUCACGAGAAAGUACACAAACCACUUGGUUCCUGCACUCAAGAAGCUCAACAUGAACAAGAGCUCUUCCAAACAAACCGUGAAGCAUGAAGUAGACAUGGCUUUGGCUUUGUCUGCUCAAGAAUUUGCAUGGAGCCGUUUCUUGCUAGAGAAGCUAUCAUCCUCGACGAAUCCAACCAACACUACUAGUAGUUCUUCUUCCAAUCGAGUUCGGAUUCUAGAAAGAUCCGAUAAAGAAAGCGGAGACGAAGAAGGAGAGAUAGAAGAGAAACUGAGGGAGUUACAGAAGCUUUUGCCAGGUGGAGAAGAGAUGAAUGUAGAAGAAAUGUUGAGUGAGAUUGGUACUUACAUUAAAUGUCUUGAGUUGCAGACGAUUGCUCUCAAGUCCAUUGUUCAAGACACUACUUGACUCUUAGUUUUCAGUGUGUAACCUAUAGUUUGUUUUCAUGUUUUGUCCUUAAAACUAAAUUAAAAUCGUCUCUGUGUGUGUUUUUCUAUCGUUCUUCUUC